AUGGACAGCUUCGUCGUCGAGGCUUGGAUCAACGACGUCACCAUGGCUAAUGCACAACCCGACACGCCGAGUCCCUCGAAACGCGCACGAAGGAGCCACCAUGCCGACGACGAAAUCGCCUUCUUUGACCUCGAUAAGACGCCUGUGCGCCCACCACAGAUGAGCGCUGCGGCGGGGAGCUCCACGAGGUCGGCGUCUUCAUUCCCGAGCGCGCUUGCCAGCAGGCCAGCCUUUUCUGCGCAGCCCUCAGGCGAGACGUCGCACUCGGAUGCGGCUCCACGCUCCCGAAGCACCUCACCCACCAAGCGCUUCCAGAAGACAGAGAGCUUGCUCGGCCUCGCGGUACCCAUCCAGUUUAUCAAGAAGCAGACGCUUGUGGCCGCUGUGCCCGAUGACGUCCGACCACUUCUCGAGGCGCUGUCCGCUGUCGAGGCUGGAGAGGCGCUGCUGCCGGCGGCCCUGCGGUCGCACCCCGACUUUCAAAACGACCCGCGGAUCCGGCGACACACAUGGUCCGACGAGACACAACCGGCGAGCGCCGCCGCCGCCGAAUACGCCGCGGCGCUGCACAACCACGAGCAGCUUCGCCGCAUCGUCGGCAAGUCGAUUGCCUCGGCCAACAAGCACCGGUCCGAAGCCGGCUGGAACAAUCUCGUCCACACGCCCCUCCUCGAGCACGCCACUCUGCACAUGCCUCACCUCGAGGUCGAGCCCAUCACCUCGGCGCAAAUCAUGCCCGCCUUCCGCCCGCUGCUGAUCUCGGGCGAGCAGGUUCCGCUACCGUCAUCGGAAACUAGCGCCGCUGGCAGCAGCGUAUCGGGGCGCAGCGGACUUGCCACGUCAAUACGCCGUGGCGCCGCCAUGACGACAUCGGUCCAUAAGAUGGUCGAUUACGCGCUGGUACUCCGCCCCUCGGACGCCCUACAGGCGCUGAUUGACCGCUUCCUCGAGGGCGAGCCUUGGGAGAAGCAGUCGAUCAACCAGACGCGCUACGAGCCGCUGCGCGCGCAGCCUGCGCCCGUCUUCAUCGAAACUAAAACCACGUCAGGCACACAGGACAGCGCCAAUGUGCAGCUGGGUAUCUGGGUCGCGGCCUGGCACAAGCGCAUACGCACCGUGGCGUCGCAGGCCGGAACCGAGGAGAGGCUGUUGACGCUGCCGGUGGUUCAGGUUAUCGGCGGCGUGUGGUCGGUGCUCUAUGUAGUGGACGACGGCACGCAUAUACGCGUGCUUGAUGAUGACUGCCGCAUCGGCAACACGAACAACAUUUUGGGCAUUUACCAGCUGCAGGCAUCUAUCGCGGCGCUGGGUCGCUGGGUCGAAGAUACGUUCACUCCGUGGGUCACGGAUCUGCUGACACGCGCCGUGGAGAACCGCGCGUGA
This is a messenger RNA of Cordyceps fumosorosea ARSEF 2679, 1383 nucleotides long. RefSeq lists its product as hypothetical. Bases 1 to 1383 code for a protein of 460 amino acids. The record is from RefSeq and is a predicted model, not a curated record. Lineage: Eukaryota; Fungi; Ascomycota; Sordariomycetes; Hypocreales; Cordycipitaceae. The transcript is spliced from 2 exons.